CGUGUUACCCUGGAGCUAGGGGGAGGCUGGGCACACACGAGGUGAACAAAAACAACAGGGGCGCCGGGUUAUUUUUCGGCUACACAAGACAUUUGGGGAUUCGCAAACGGUCACGGAGCUGUGUUGAGUCGAAGUCGCAAAUUUGAAGACAAACCUGCACCACCACAAAAAGUAUCAUCAUGUCUGAGCGCAAAGCCGUGGUCAAGAACGCCGAUAUGGCGGAGGAUGUCCAGCAGGACGCCAUCGAGUGCGCCACCCAGGCCAUGGAGAAGUUCAACGUUGAGAAGGACAUCGCUGCCUUCAUCAAGAAGGAGUUCGACAAGAAGUACAACCCCACCUGGCACUGCAUUGUGGGAAGGAACUUCGGCAGCUACGUCACGCACGAGACCAAGCACUUCAUCUACUUCUACCUGGGCCAAGUUGCUGUGCUGCUCUUCAAGUCGGGCUAGAAAACCUUUGUGGUACAAACGGUCGUCGGACAUGAGCACUGAUGUGACCGCCAAAACAUUGUGCUCGCCAUGCUGUUGAUUAGUAAAUGACUAACACGUGAUUACGUGUGGCGCUGUAAAUCUAUAGCAAUGCUUCGCCAUGCUGAACCGUUUGUGCCCGCGUGAUGCAUGCAGUGGAUUUUGCUGAAACAUUAUGUAUACAUGUACAUAUAUAAUUAUAUGUACCCACCAUUCGUCGCAGAGGGUUAAAGUUUCAAGUCUGUAGUAUAUAAAAAAAAAAACCAGAUAGAAAGCCUUCUAUUUCAUGUUUCUGGUGAGCAAGUUAACCAAAGACAUCUCAUAUACAGAUACCAUUGUGAUAUGAAUGCUGAUCAUAGUUCACACUUUGAAAUAGCUUGUUCUUUCAUCAGGGCAUUUUGAACCAAAAACACAAUUACUAAUGUUAAAAGCUACCAAUUACAUGUCUUUAUAUUCGUCCAUACUUGUAUUCAGUAUUUACUAAUAUAAUAUAUAUAAUUAUUGUGUUUUUGUUUUGCUUUGAGUGGCCUUGUGGUGCUAGAAAACGUUGAUCAUUACCAUCACUCAUUAUUACAUGUAUCCAAUCUUGAACUAUCUAGUCAGAGUCACAGAAUAUGCAAGAUACAUACGCCACCCCAGUAGGUCCGAUCUCGCACGCAGUAGCACUUCCCUGUGCGUGUUUACCUAAAUUAACAAGUUUUUGAUGAUGUCGUUCGUAAUUCUGAUGUCGAUCUUAAUCCUGUUACCGCGAAGAAAUACAUAGGCCCUACGUAGAAUGUUCCACCAAAGAUUAUGUUUAUUCAAGCAGGUUUUAAAUACUCAAUAAAAGCUAACGUUUUGUAAGAAAAAGUCA
This is a messenger RNA of Patiria miniata (bat star), 1320 nucleotides long. Its product is annotated as dynein light chain LC6, flagellar outer arm-like. The record is from RefSeq and is a predicted model, not a curated record. Lineage: Eukaryota; Metazoa; Echinodermata; Asteroidea; Valvatida; Asterinidae. Gene Ontology annotation, molecular function: dynein light intermediate chain binding; dynein intermediate chain binding. The transcript is spliced from 2 exons. Gene Ontology annotation, biological process: microtubule-based process; cilium assembly. Bases 180 to 449 code for a protein of 89 amino acids. Gene Ontology annotation, cellular component: cytoplasmic dynein complex.